AUGUCUGACCCAAGUUCAAUUAAUGGUGGUAUUGUGGUAGCAAUGGCAGGUAAAGAUUGUGUUGCCAUUGCGUGUGAUCUACGUUUAGGUAGUCAAUCGCUCGGUGUCGCUAACAAUUUUGAGAAGAUAUUCAAUUACGGUCAUGUAUUUAUGGGUGUUACAGGUUUAGCUACUGAUGUUACCACUUUAAGCGAAAUAUUUCGUUACAAGACAAAUUUAUACAAAUUGAAAGAAGAUAGACCUAUUGAACCUGAAACAUUUACACAACUAGUAUCGAGUUCCUUAUAUGAAAAAAGAUUUGGUCCAUAUUUUGUAGGACCUGUAGUUGCUGGGAUUAAUUCUAAAUCUGGUAAACCAUUCAUUGCCGGAUUUGAUUUGAUCGGUUGUAUUGAUGAAGCAAAGGAUUUUAUUGUCAGUGGGACUGCAUCUGAUCAACUGUUUGGUAUGUGUGAAUCAUUAUACGAACCAAACUUAGAAGCUGAAGAUCUUUUCGAAACUAUAAGUCAGGCUCUUUUGAACGCUGCUGAUCGUGAUGCUUUAUCUGGUUGGGGUGCUGUGGUAUAUAUUAUUAAGAAAGAUAAAGUGAUAAAGAGAAACCUAAGGAUGAGACAAGAUUAA
This is a messenger RNA of Maudiozyma saulgeensis, 618 nucleotides long. Lineage: Eukaryota; Fungi; Ascomycota; Saccharomycetes; Saccharomycetales; Saccharomycetaceae. The record is from the annotation of a GenBank genome assembly.